Molecule: messenger RNA, 1569 nt
Organism: Bipolaris maydis ATCC 48331
Lineage: Eukaryota; Fungi; Ascomycota; Dothideomycetes; Pleosporales; Pleosporaceae
Product: mitochondrial carrier domain-containing protein
Biological process (GO): transmembrane transport
Molecular function (GO): transmembrane transporter activity
Source: RefSeq, a predicted model, not a curated record
CCUCUCCUAUAUUGCUUUCCCCGUUUGAUCAUUUCAGCAUAGCGCAGCGUUAUACCCAACAGCACUACCCUUUCAUAUCAUCACCCCAUUCACACACGAAAAAUCCUUGGAAUUAGGACUCCGUGCAGUUGCUGACGCCUGCCAUGUCAACUACGACAGCCACCUCCCAUACCUUUAAGAUGCCUGCUGCCCGCGCCCUCGAAAACGCAAAGCAAUCCUCAGAAUCAGUCCUCAGCGACGCAUCCUCCGCCAUGUCCAAAGCAGCCGAGAACCCCAGGAAGGCGACUUCAGACUUUCUUCACACACCGUUCAUGCGUGCAGCACUACCGUUUAUAAACGGCGGCAUUGCAGGCAUGACGGCUACGACAGUCAUCCAGCCCGUCGACAUGGUCAAAGUACGUCUCCAACUCGCGGGUGAAGGAGUCAAAACCGGCCCCAAGCCCACACCCAUCAGCGUGCUCCGGGAUAUCGUUGCACAGGGCAAAGUGCUAGAUCUCUACACGGGACUCAGCGCCGGCAUCUUACGCCAAGCCGUGUACACGACUGCCCGGCUCGGCUUCUUCGACACCUUCAUGAAGACCCUAAGUGCACGGGCAAAGGAAAACGGCACUUCAAUCGGCUUCAAGGAGCGCGCAGGCGCUGGUCUCGCAGCCGGCGGUCUCGCCGCCAUUGUCGGCAACCCCGCUGACCUAGCCCUCAUCCGCAUGCAAUCCGACGGCCUCAAACCCGCCGCCCAGCGCGCAAACUACACUUCGGUCAUCGACGCCCUGGUGCGAAUAAGCAAGGCUGAAGGCGUCACCCGCCUCUGGGCCGGCAGCUACCCGACCGUCGUGCGCGCCAUGGCCCUCAACUUUGGGCAGCUCGCCUUCUUCUCAGAGGCAAAGCAGCAGCUGCAGCAUACCAGCCUGUCGAGCCGCUCGCAGACGCUGACGGCUAGCGCUAUUGCCGGUUUCUUUGCUAGUUUCCUCUCCCUCCCCUUUGACUUUAUGAAGACGCGCCUCCAGAAGCAGACGCGUGCCCCCGAUGGAACGCUGCCCUACAAGGGCAUGUUUGACUGCUUCAAGAAGGUCGCCAAAGAGGAAGGCCUGCUCAGGUUCUAUCGUGGCUUUGGAACCUACUAUGUGCGCAUUGCGCCGCAUGCUAUGGUUACUCUCAUCGUCGCUGAUUACCUUGGUUUCAUCACCAAAUAAGUUUCCUGUUGCCCCUUUUUUUUUCACCUCUCUCUCUCUCCAUCGCCGAACGCUACGGGAGAUAUAUAUCAACUUUCUCUUCUUUCACGACUUCGAAUAUUCUCACGCAAAGGGUCUUUCAACCCACGUGUAUACAGGAACCUAGAAUCGGUUCGUUUGGCGUUUUUCUUUUCCUUUUGUCGUCAGGGUGGUGGUAAGGAGAGAGAGAGGAAGACAGAGACAGGCUUGUUCGUCUCUCUCUCUCUCUCUCCCCUCAAUCAGCGGGGCGUUCUUUUGUUGGUUUCUGUCGAUCUUCACGAUCUGAGUCAUGUCUUUUUCUCGUUUGCAUUUAUGUAUAUGCGUAUGACACCCAUUUUGCUCAAAUCAAAAAACCUAAUCU